AUGGGUGAUGAUUCUCCAGCUCAGAUCCUUAUGAAAAAGGGUAGAAGAGGUGCAGCAGCACAUGUUCAUGCAGACUGUGCUAAUAAUACAUCUCCUGGAGUUUUAGGAGAAAUAUUAGACAUAUUGUUGAAUCCAGGGAAAGCUAUUGAUGAAUGGGGGACUUUGGAUUGGAUCAAAUGGCUUAUGGCAGGAGGAAGAACACCUGACGAAUUCUCUUCAAUUGUGCGCAGAUAUGACAAUGCGACGACCUGCGGGCUUGUGUGGACAGCCAACUUUGUGGCGUAUCGAUGUCGCACAUGUGGGAUCUCACCCUGCAUGUCACUGUGUGCCGAAUGCUUCCAGAAGGGUGACCAUGACGGACAUGACUUCAACAUGUUCCGCAGCCAGGCUGGUGGUGCCUGCGACUGCGGAGAUACUUCUGUCAUGAAAGAGACAGGGUUUUGUGAUAGACAUGGGCCUCGAGCCCAGGUCAACAAGCCCUCGGUGCCUUCUGACCUCAUGUGCACUGCAGAGGCAAUCAUGCCGAGAGUUAUCCUGCGUCUAAUUCAACACUUGCGCGAGAACAGCAAGUCUGGUCUGCCAGACGUUCACAUAGUGGCCAUUAUGGAGGCAGACAGCUUUCUGACCAUGCUGCACGAGAUGAGUGCGAUGGGAGCGGCCAUGAGAAGAGUCAUGACUUCAGCUCUCACCAACCCACAGCUGUACAAGCACCUGACUGAGUGUUGUGAGAAUACCUACAUGACCGAGAGCCAGAGGAUAUACCAGGAGGCUCUCCGUUCUCUGCCCAACCCAGAACCUCAGCCUCAGUACAGAGACUGCCCUGCCUUACAACAAGUCUUGGUACACAAGACGUUUCUGGAGGAGUUAGUCUUUUGGACAGUUAAAUUUGAGUUUCCUCAAAAAGUUGUAUGUCUACUGCUCAACAUGCUGCCAGAUCCAGAUUACAAGGAAGCGUUGACACAGGCAUUUGUGCUUCACUACAGUCGGAUCUCAAUGAUGCUGGAGCGGUCGACGGAUCCUGAUACACUCAGCAAUCGCGUGGUUCACGUCAGCGUUCAACUGUUCAGCAAUGAGGCGUUGGCACUGCGCAUGGUAGACAGGCUGAACCUGCUGCACGUUAUGGUGUCAAGCCUAAAGUACAUGAUGAGCAAGAUCCUCAUCCCAAACACUUUGCACUGUCCAGACAAGAACUUCCACUUUGUUGUGGACUGUGGACUGCAGGUCAUGAAGGAACAUUGCUACUGGCCUCUGGUGUCCGACCUCAACAACGUACUAUCACAUCGACCUGUUGCCGUCAAGUUCAUGAGUGACGAUACGCUGCUGGAAAUGUGGUUCGACUUCCUCUCCAUGUUUCAAGGCAUGAACGUGAACCAGCGGGAACUCGUUCAACACGUGGAGUUUGAGCCAAACACAUACUACGCAGCAUUCUCGGCGGAACUGGAGGCCAGUGCAUACCCGAUGUGGGCGCUGCUUAGUCACCUGCGUGACACUACCACGCUCGACCUGACCAAGCGUGUUCUGGCAAGUUGUCUCACGGCCUUACGCGAGUGGCUCGAAGCCAUCAACAUGACCUCUCCCAACAUCAGGGACAGUGAUCAAGUGUCCUUUCAUCUACCACUGCACCGGUACCUUUCAGUGUUCAUGUGCCAGGCCAUCAACGUACAGGGAGAGAGCCUCCAGGAAGUGCUGCCUCCACAGGACAUGCUUCAUCUCAUCAUGAUGCACCCACUCAGAGUACAGGCAGCAUUCUACGAGAUUCUGAAUGGCCUAUGGGUGCGCAAUGGGCUCCAGAUCAAGGGCCAGGCGAUGACAUACAUCCAGUGCAACUUCUGCAACUCCAUGGUGGAUGCAGAUAUGUACCUACUGCAAAUUUGUGCUACGCAGAUUCCCGCAGACACCUACAUGCAGACUGUGAUUGACAAGUUCCACAUCAAGGAGUGGCUCAGUCUAGUGUCCAACCCUCUAGCGGACAAGCAGAACAACGAUACGGAACCUGAGACUCCCAUGCUGGAGAGUUGUUUCACGUUCCUCGCUUCAUUGAUCAGUUUACGUACCAACCUGGGAGCAAAGCAGUGUGCUCUCUCACAGCUGGAGAUGGUCACCUUGCUCUGCAUGUGUGACAAGACACACAGUCAGCUGAUGGAACUGAUGCCUGAACGCUGCGGCACUGCGCAGAGCCGAGAUUUUGAAUCCGUUCUCACCGAGGUGGCAGACUACAAGGCACCAAACCUGGAGGCCAGUGGGAACAUGCAGCAAGGCAUGUAUGUGCCCAAGCCGAAGGUGUGGGAGGAGCUGUAUGACCCCAUCCAUGUGCUGCUACGUGCAGUCCAUCGUAGGGACUUCCAGAACUCCAUGGACAGAUUUACCGAAUAUGCCCAGCAGGUGGGAAGGAUACGCAGUGGAGGAGUGGCCUGGCCUCCAUUCCGCCCUCCAGGACCUGUACAUACUGCGUACCAGGACCCACGCAAGGUCCUGCGCACGCGUGUGUUCCAUGCCUUGGUGUGGCUGGUGCUGUACAAGUCUGUGGUGGAGCACACAGUCAGCGAACACGUCAUGGCAGUUCUCAUAUACUUGUUAGAGCAGGCCAUAGCGACAACCGACCCACAUGACCAGCCAGACCAGAUGUGCGCGACUUCAAGCGCGGAGUCAAGGCAAGUGAGGGAUACAGACCUAGCAGGAUGGUACGAGACAGACUGGCUCUCGGCUAACCUGCGUACACCUAUACAGUCCAUCACAUUGCCAGAACAAGUCUACGUCUGUGAUAGUGAUAGUGACACGGAGUGGGUGCAGGUACACAGGAGGUUGAGGAUGACCGGUGCUCCACCCCUGGCACUGCCGAUACCGGACGGUACCAUGCCGGCUCUGCCCCCAGUCCCGGCACUGCCGGCAGAGACGGGUGUCGAACCCUUCUCCCUGGCACUCGUCACACGCAACAACCAACCCGCUAUCAGUGACAGUGAACCUAUGGAAGCCCUGCCGCCGUCCACACAGCCGCUCGCAGUGAUGGCCGGUACAGAGAUGGUGGCUGCCAGCAGCUUCUCUACAGCUGCCAGUAGUGGCCGUGCUGCCACCAGCAAACACCACCACCAGCAGAUGGCACUGCCCGGCCCCAGCUCCAGUACCAGUGUGGAAGUUGCAAAGCGGAGGAACCAUUCAGACACUUCGAGCCAGAGCCAGUACAGUGUCGAGUUGCCUAGUCCGGACUGUUGUGUUGAAGCUAACGAGAGCAUCAUCUCACUGCUGCUCAAGCUCCACUCCCACCUUUCCGGAACUCCUGAUUCCUUCAGUCCUGACGAUCCGGAAAGUGAGACCGACCGGACCUCACGUAUCGGUGACGGACCAUUCUUUGUUGGCAAAGUUCUCCGCCGGAUAAUGGAAAUUGACUCCUUCUGCAGGGAGAGUGUGGUGGAGACAAGAGAACGGCUGUGGCCGCGGCAGCCUGAGGAGGGAGAAACAGAACGUAGAGAAAGGGAAGAACGGGAGCGAGCUGAAAGGCGGCGGAAGGCCAAGGAACGACAACAGAAGCUCAUGGAGGAGUUUGCUUCCAAGCAAAAGCAGUUUAUGGAAAAGGCAAUGGAAACUGAUGACGACGGGAUGGACUGGGACGGUGCAGAGCAGCAGGUGCUGACCACCAAGAAGGAGUACGAUUGUGUCAUCUGCAGCCAGACAUCUCCUUCCACAGACGACAAACCGAUGGGUCUAGCCGUCCUGGUCCAGGCCACAAGUGUGUUGGGCCACAAGCGGAGGAGUGCGGAGCCUGCAGUCUUGCCAACAUCAGACGAAGAGAGGCAAGGAUUCCACCGCUUCCUCAGCCUGGCAUCAGACUUUGACAGAAAAAUAGAGGAGUUAGACAGGGAGUUCAAUAAGCUGUCGUGGCUAGUGUCAGUGAAUUUAGGGUGGGAGGGAGGUGUGCAUGUCCAGACUUGCGGCCACCAUCUCCAUCUCGACUGUCUCAAGUCUUACCUUCGCUCCCUGCGGAACCAGCAGCGGCUCUCUUCUGAGAGGGGAGAAUACUCAUGCCCGCUGUGUCGACGGUUGGCUAACUCAGUGCUGCCACUACCGCCACAACUUGGCGAGUGUGCAGCCGUCGUUCGCUCCAGAUCAGUUGGCCUAAACGCAACCAUCAACGAGCUCGUCAAGUUCCUCAAGGAGAAUCCUCCUAUCAAACCCGUGGUGUCCAACCUGAUGGAUGCCAUGGGCAAGUCGAUGGAAGACAUGACCAACUCUACCUACCUCAAGUUUAAGCAGAAGUCUGGCACUAGACUACCACAGACCUUGUUCCUGUUUGUCAGCUCCAUUGCCCGCACAAACCUUGAGGUGGAACUCGUCCAGCGGGAAGGCUCACUCUGCACACCCCAGAGUACAGAGUGUAUACCUAAGCGUUCUUGUAUCAUGCCUCUGCUACACGUGUUGGCAGUCCACGCCCGCCUCUUGGCUCACUGGCCCACCUGGGAGACGUUCCAGCUGCUGGCGGGACAGCCCGAGUGUGCCCCCGCCACCCCCGCUCUGGUCAUCCCAGGCAACCAGGUGCCCUUGCUGCUCUGUGAUCCCUGCGCCCUUCUCACUCAGCUGAUUCUGUUACUGCCGUUACAUCUGGACCAGACGUAUUUUGUGUGCGUGGUAAAGCUGCUGUACAACUUACUGUACCUACAAGUAACGGUGCAGCUAUCCUGCUUGAUGAGCGAGGGGGAGAGACAAAAGUGGCGGACACUGUCACUUCCCUCCUGCGUUCCCGGGCCCGCCCACUGCCCCACCACACUGGAAGAGGCCAUGGCGCUCACCAUUCAUUCGCUGGAUCACACGCAGCUGUACCUCGGUGAUGAAGACUUGGACGCACCAACUCCUGCACUUGACAAACAGGCACUCGAAAACCAGAUACAAGCGCUAUGUUUACCGUUCCUACGUAUUGCUGCCCUGCUGAGACAUCACCUCUAUGAGCAGGAAUUACCCAAGAUACACAGCGAGUCUAGCGAGUUUGUCAUACUCGUUUACUACCUUGAACUCGUCGAAGGAGGUAUGACAUUGGAACAAUUUAAUGCGUCCGUGGCUUUGAGCUGGCCAGAGCCAAAAGGUGGCCAUGUUGUCACCUGGACGCGACAACUCGCUGACUUCAUCAACCGCAGUCCGGUGGCUGCACGCAGCUUCUUGUCGGAGCAACACGUCUUGUGGCACCAACCGAGGCUUCUGACACUGCCGCAGCUCUACGACAGAAUAUUCCAGUACUACCACCGGCGACAGUGUAGUCACUGUCACUCUGUGCCGCGGGAGACAUCCAUCUGUCUGGUCUGUGGUGCUCUGGUCUGCCUCAAGGAGAAUUGCUGCAAGCAACUCAACAUAUGUGAGGCGGUACAACACAGUGUGGACUGUGGUGCCGGUACAGCCAUGUACCUAGUGGUGACCUCCAGCUACGUUAUUGUGAUACGCGGCAAGCGGGCCUGCCUCUGGGGUAGCGUGUACCUCGACAGCUUCGGCGAGGAGGACCGUGAACUCAAGCGGGGCAAGCCUCUCUACCUGAGCCCAGGCAGAUAUCAGCUGUUGCAGCAACAGUGGCUAGGUCAUCACUUCGACCACACGCCCAAGAAGUGGGUGUGGCACCGAGACGCUCUAUAACUGCAUAGCCAUUCACAUCAUUUUAUAUUUAGGAUCCAUUUUUUAUAUAUUUUUUGUAACAAUUAUUAAAGCUCUAAAAUUCACUUUUUCCAUCUCUUCUAUAGAUUCUGAUUCAAUAGUGAAAUAUAAUUGUUUGUAAAAUUUUCUAAGCUAUAUUAUGAUUGUUGAAUACUUAUUUCUAUUUUUUCAGUUUUUAUUUAGAUUUUUAUUUAUUUGUUUUUAACGAAUAUUACAGUUUAUACUUGUGUUAUUUAUUAUUUUCCGUUACAGUUAAACCAGAUUUUCUUAUUUCAUUUUAAGAUAUAUUCUGUUUCUUUUAUAAUAGUUUUCAAUGUUGAACAAUACUUUAUUCAGCUUUGUAAAAACGGACUAAAAUAUACAUAAGUGGUUAUAAUUAACAGUUAUUAAUUUAUUAUUAUAUAAUGUAAUUAUAUUUUAUUUCUUUAACAUUAUCAAUUUUUAGGCACUUUAAUAUUGAGACUCAUAAGCUUAUGCUACGUUUCAUUUUUAAAUCAUAACUAAGCGGAGAUUAUAUCAGAAGUCUAAUCACAUUCAAAUCUGUAGAUUAACAAUACAUUUCCAUUGCCAAUAGUAUAAUUUUACUGCUUAGGCCUUUGAGAGAAAGAUAAUAUAUUUUUGUAAAUAAAACAAACUUUGUCUCGAUGCAAUUCAAACUGGAAUUAUAUUUGUUGUUCUCUUGAACUGAAUUGUGAGUUACUCGUGAUAGAUUUGUUUCUGUUACAUGUCACAGUAAUUCCUUCAUCUAUAGAUUUUAAAAUUUUAAAGAAAAAAAUAAUGAUGAAGAUUAUUUUUCUGUGUUUUUAGUUUACUUGUUCAGUAUAACAUUAUUUACAUUUUAUUUUAUAAAAAUUGUUAAAGAAAGGAAAAUACUACAGUAAAACGGAAUAGCAUGUUAAAAAUAUAGCUUUUGUAAAAUUGGCUUUCUUUAAUUUUCAAUUAUUGUUACAAAAUAAAAUGUUUUAAAAUAUGGGCAUAAAGCGGUUAUGUAAUAUCAUGUAUAUUAUGCGUAGUCUAUAUAUUGUUGGACUUGAUAUGUAUGAAGAGUUACACACUUGUAAAUAUCUUGUACAAAGUUCUGCCGAUUGCUUUAUUACGGUACAUGUUAUAGAUAUAUAAGUGCUGUCAGAUGGUAUGAACAGCUUGAAUCUGCUAUUAUAAAGUAAAUAAAUGUUUGAUAUACAA
Homalodisca vitripennis (glassy-winged sharpshooter) is the source of this 6813-nucleotide messenger RNA. It is a transcript of the gene Ubr3, whose product is annotated as E3 ubiquitin-protein ligase Ubr3. The coding region runs from base 1 to 5610 and encodes 1869 amino acids. Gene Ontology annotation, biological process: protein ubiquitination; ubiquitin-dependent protein catabolic process via the N-end rule pathway. Gene Ontology annotation, molecular function: zinc ion binding; ubiquitin protein ligase activity. Lineage: Eukaryota; Metazoa; Arthropoda; Insecta; Hemiptera; Cicadellidae. Gene Ontology annotation, cellular component: cytoplasm; ubiquitin ligase complex. The record is from RefSeq and is a predicted model, not a curated record. The transcript has 31 exons.